AAGACCCACGGACCACCGAAACGUCACGAUCCUCUGCCCAGACUCAUGCCAUUCACCCUGUGAUCGGAAUUGACUUGUAAAAGUCACUGCACGCCCAAUUCAUUGCAGCUCUCCAUUCCUGCGCUUCGCCACCACGGGGACAUCUUCUGUGUCGACCCUCUUCUCUCCCCAACCCCGGACACCACACCAGUAGUGGCAGCAAUGGCAGCAAAUAACGAGAAACCCAUCACCUUCGGUGCAACCAUCGUCGACGCUACGGGGCCUGCACCCCCGCUCCGUUCUGCCCCCUCAAACGAAUCGAAUCUUUCGUCAGCCUCGGCUGCAGAAAAGGACGUUGGCAUUGACUCGUCGAACCCCUUCUCUGCUUUCUACAAGCACCCCGAGGCACGACGCUCAAUGGACGGAAACCCCCAAGAGAGCAAGACGCACCUCGACGUCGGCGUAUACGAGCGAGAUCUCGAAGCUGGCUUGCCCCUUUCCGCGGCUACAACCCAACAACCCAAAGUCUCGGUCGACGGCAGGGUCAAAGAGUGCACAAUGUGGCCGUCACGGCAGGCUAUGAUGGAGAAGAAGAAACAGACGAAGCGAGCCAAAGGCUGCAACCUCUUCCGGAACCUGAACAGCAAGCAGCGGUUGUGGGUGAAGAUUAUAAUUGCCCUGUUGGUGGUGGGAGCUGCUGUAGGUUUGGGCGUCGGGGUGUCUCGAGCUGUGGGUGGAGGAGUCUGGUCUGGUGAUGGUCACAACCACCAGAUUCCCAACAACUAGAAUAUGAGAACAUAUCUGCGGGCACCUAGCCCGGACUCGAUACAUUGCAGCAGUUUUGGGCUGCUACUACUAUUCCUACCGCAUAUAUCAGCAACACCACACCCGCUUCACGACACAUAUACAUACCACAUCCUCGAGUUCGAAAUCUCAAGGAUCCAUAAUUUCGGCGUUCAGAAACCACCGAGCGUGCUAAUACUGAUCGACCAU
Messenger RNA from Lindgomyces ingoldianus, 972 nucleotides. RefSeq lists its product as uncharacterized. Bases 202 to 765 code for a protein of 187 amino acids. The transcript is spliced from 2 exons. NCBI's taxonomy places the organism in Eukaryota, Fungi, Ascomycota, Dothideomycetes, Pleosporales, Lindgomycetaceae. The record is from RefSeq and is a predicted model, not a curated record.